CUUUAUUCGUCGGUUGUAUGGUUAUCGAGCGUUUUUUCGUUUACACGAUUCUUCUGCUGACAUAUUCGGAAUAUUAAAAUGCUGCAUUGUAGAUUUCGCGGUUCAACUCCAUUGUUUCUUUGUAAACUCUGAGCCUGUUGCUGCAGAUUUAACUGCAAAGACAAAACACAUAACAAUGACAAGAUUUCGUUGUACGGGUGACAUAAUAUUUGAUGUUGUAAAUGACGGAAUCUGUGAUGUCAAACUCAAGCAAUAUUCAGAGACUUGCAAUUUUCUUCAGUAUGAGCAACCACUCACACCAGAAAAACCUUACUUUUAUGCUCAAAUAAAAACCUUAGCACCGUCCAGCAAAAUCACAUUAGGCAUUGCUGGUCCAAAUAUAUCACCAGACGCUCAACCUGGUAGGUGGUUAAAUUCAGUGGGCUACCAAAGUGACACAGGACAAUGCUAUACAUCACAUCAAUGUGUAGCUAACACAGAGGGAGAAAAGUUUGAUAAAGGAGAUGUGUUUGGGGUCUUAGUUUCUUAUUUUGGAGAAAAAAAAUCAACAGUAAUCUUUUUAAAAAAUGGAUACCCAGUAACCACACGGUUCCUUUUUGAGCCAGAUCAUAAGAAAUACCUACCAACUGUAUCACUAGAAAAUGGUCCCAUUGAACUGGGACUAAUGUUGCCUGAAGCAAUAUUAAAUAUACCAAGUUAUAGCGAUAAAAAUAUGAUGCAUUGGAUUCAUCAAACUUCAGUAGUUUAUGAUGCUUUAUCAAAUAUGUUUGUCUACACUGGAGCCACAUCAAUCAAUGGUGAAAUUACUAUACAGAGUCCACAUCCAUUGACUCAAGAAACUCAACAUUAUGAAGUUAUUAUUCAAGAGGCUGAAGAAGGCUCAACUGGUCCUUCAAUAUCUUUAGCAACAUGUAGUCCUGUGGUGCCCUCCCCUUCUUCUGUUUUGUCUAUGGAUUACAUCAGAUUUGACUUAGAUGAUGUGCAUCGACAGAUGGUUGGUCACAGAAUUGGUUGGGGAGUUCAUUACAAUCCAGAAACCCGACUACGAAGUGACUUCAACCCUAAAGCAGAGCAGCUUGUUUACUGUUUUGUCACAGCAGAUAUGGAAAUUACCUCAGGCAGGAUGAUGCUACAGCCAGAAGGAGGCUUCUAUCCUGUGGUAUUGCUAAGUGAUGGUGCCACAAAAAUAACAAUUGAUAUAGAAACGAAUGCUAAACCAACAAAACUGAUACAAAAACUUGAUGAGAGAUUUAGAAAAGAAGCUAGUAAAGCAAAUACAAUUUUAUUAGAUGAUAAAAGAAAUAGGGAUGUAAAAGAAUCGAUGUUAAGGAAGUCCCCUGACCUGGAGGUUACUAUCACAGAUGAUUUUUGCAAAGUUCAUUUGCCUAAAACUGUACCAGGGGUGCAUGUGAUUCAAUUUUUGAAGCCACUUUCUGAAGAAAGCAAUUUUUAUUUAAUUCAGAUUAGUACCUUAGAGGAAGAUUCUAGCAUAUGUAUAGGAGUUGCAGGCCAUGAUUUCCCUCUUGAUAAGUUUCCUGGAAAAUUAAGACCUUCAGUUGGGUGGUCCUCAAAAGAUGGUAAAAUUUACCACAAUUCUAGGAGUGAUGGAAAUCUGGUGGGAGCAAGAUACAAGGAAGGUGACAUGGUUGGACUUGAGAUGGAAGCUUUUGCCAAAGAUAUGUCAGUGGCUUUGUUUACAAAAAAUCUCAAACCAGUAGGAACAGCUUACUACACCCAGCCAGAACGUUCAGAAUUUCUUCCCACCAUUGCCCUCUGUGCUAACAGACAAGACGUGACUGUGAAAAUAUUCUGGCAAAAUAUGAUGAGGGGACCACCCAUUUUUAGUGUGGUGAAUAUUGACCACUGGUGUCUCCCUCCAGGUUCUCAGGUAGAUAACAAAACAAAUACAGUUUAUGUGAAGGAUCAUAGCACACCUGUAUCAAUUCAAGCACCGUACAGUUUACACAAAGGAUACAACCACUUUGAAGUAGUACUGACAGAGGACUUUGGACCCAACAAGCCUCCACCAGCUGUAGUUCUCUCUACAGCCACUCCUCUGGAUCCACCACCAAACUCGUGCCUUAAACUCGACUUCCUCAGAUUUUGGGCAGUCAAUGAGGCAAGCUCAAUAGUCAAAGUUGGGGACCUAGUCGGCUGGGGGUUGCUAUAUGUUGAUGAAUCUCUUCACCAUGAUGAGGAGCAGCUAGUUAUAUGCUACCUUACAGUCAACAGAAAAAUUCUGCUUGUUAGAGUUGUCUUUCAACCACCUGGUGGAUUUUACCCCCUUGUUGUUCUACCGCCAGAAUUAAACCAAGUGACCUUAGAAUUCUCAGCAACAAUCAUCAAACAACAUCCUAUAACACACGAGGAUGUUUCCAUCCUUGUGAGGGAGGCCAUGGAGUUGAUGGAGAGAGAAAAACUCAUCAUGAAAAAUGGGGGAGAUCCCAUGAGUGAACUAGCUGAGGAGGCACUUUUUCGGUCAUUGCCGAGUGCUAAGCUGUCUGAACUUAAUGGAAAUAUCAACUUUUCCUCGAUUUCUGCCAAAGAGACUGUUCAAGACUCUGCAGUUGAAAAAAAUGCCAAGAAAAAUAAAAUGGCAACAACAAUUAACACCAAAGAUAGAAAAACAAAACGGACUCCCUCUAAACGCUCAUAUAACGGUGAUCACAAACAAUCAAAAAGUUGUGUCAUAUUGUGACAGUUAUUAAAGUUAUUAAUGCAGUACAAAAUUUAGAAUAUAUUGGCACCAGUGAUAAAUUAUUUAUACACACAAUAUAUUAUGCAAUAUCAGAAAACAGUUCUUAAAAUUUAGUGCAGGUUUUAAAGCAAUAUUUACCCAAUAUUUUAAACUUUCAAUAUAUUUUUUAAGUUAACAGAUAUGGAUAAUAAAUAGGCCAUAUCAAAAUUGGCUGCAAAGAGCCACUUUUUAUUUCUCUACCCCAGCAAUCAGUACUCUACCUCUUCCUGUGUAAGUUGUGCAAUAAAACAAAUCAGGCCUUGCAGAAACAUUUACAGUUGAUAAUUAGAGCUGGUAUCCAAUCAAUGUCUUCCAGUCAUGGCUGACAUUGUGAUCACCAUGAGCUAGAAGACAUGUAAGCUUUCUCUUUCAGGAGCUUAUAGAUCUAGGCAUUCAGUCAAAGAACACACAACUUACAUAUGGAUACAAAUAAAAGGUGAUGUUACAAAAACUCGAUUUCCAUGUGUCACUGAAUCUCUGAGAUGGCAUGGUAGUUGUUUU
Messenger RNA from Physella acuta, 3238 nucleotides. RefSeq lists its product as uncharacterized. The record is from RefSeq and is a predicted model, not a curated record. Gene Ontology annotation, molecular function: protein binding. NCBI's taxonomy places the organism in Eukaryota, Metazoa, Mollusca, Gastropoda, Physidae.